Durusdinium trenchii is the source of this 1122-nucleotide messenger RNA. The record is from the annotation of a GenBank genome assembly. NCBI's taxonomy places the organism in Eukaryota, Dinophyceae, Suessiales, Symbiodiniaceae.
GCUAGGUAGAAGUAGAGGUAGCUAGUAGAAGCUACGUGGACCUAGUACCUACAAGUAAGCUACAUAUCACUUAAUAUGGACGCAGGAUAGCUCACGCUUCUUUUAGGAAGCUCCCCGCGGCGCCCUUGAAGAGUCGCUCGCACUAGUAGAAAUGCCCUUGUUCCUUGUAGCUUCUUGUUCCUAGUAGUAAGGCCGGAGCCCCUAGUAGCGUCCUUGUUCCUAGAAUUUUGAGGGAACGCCAUUUCUGAAUGUAACCGUCUACAUGAAAGGUGGCCUGGCUGAGUCUUCAGCAGCAGUCAAUGGACCAUACGUGUUCCAAGGAGUGCACCCUUCUCCUAAAUAGUCACCUGUUCCGCAGUCACUGGGCCCCUAUGCGCAGCAUACCAUACGCACGGCUGCGUGCUGCGUGUGCUCGUUCGAAUCCACUUUGAAUGCUUCGACGAGUCGGAUCUUUCAUAGGCUUCCAUUGAUGGAUCCUCAGGGAUGCUCGGAUGCUCCGGAGGCCAAGCAGACCCUAAAGCCAAAGCUGCUGCAAAGGGUCCUAAUAAGGGUGGUAAAGAGGUUGACCAGACGGAGAUUCAACAGCUGUCUGAUGUGGUGGAAGGCUUUCCACCGCAGUUGUGUGCCUUGGCCUUGGGCUCCGCAGGGCUGGCUCGCGCCUGGGUGGUGAGCGACGCUCUGCUGCUGCCGCGGCUCUUGUGUUUGGCAUCGGGGGGCUUUCUGGGCCUCUAUGCUUUGAAGGCCGUGCUGCGGCCGGACGCGCUCUUGCGCGAUGCCUCUGUGUCGGCCACGGUCUCGGCGCUGGGUGCGGCGCCAGCAGCGGCGCAGGUCUUGGCCUUGCGACUGAAGCAGGAGCAGAUCUUGGGCUUAUGGCCGACCCAGCUGAUCAUCCUCUUUUGCCACUGUCUCUUGCUCUUCACCGCUGGGCGCUUUGCUUUGCUGAACUGGAGGAAGGGCCUGUGGCCUGAUCCAUCGUGGUUUCCAGGCCUUCUCCUUUCUGGUAUGACCAAUGUCUCAGCAUCGGUGGUGGGCCCUGAAUGGCUGAAAGCAUUGCUGAUACCGUGGUUCUUCUGGCUCACCAUCGUGAUCUAUGUGCCUGUGAAGAUGGCCGUCGCCUACCGU